GCCAGUCUCGACUUUCUUGUACUGGCGACAGACUUCAGUUUCCACUUUUGUGCCUGUUCAAUAAGCUCUCCGCCUUCACUUCACCAUCAAUCAAUCCACUGCAACAGGAACAACACCAACAAUAAACUCAAGUAAGGUAGCUCGUGCACAUCAAUCGUACUACUCAUUGAAGAUCAUCGCUUUUGCUUUUUUCUUAAUUGGCAAACAGUGUCCCUGCAGCACACGCAAACAAGGGAAGCUGAGAGGACCAUUGAUUUCUGCGACAUCAAUUUUAAAAGGGAACCGUGCAUUCCCUGGCCGUUCCAGCCUUUCCCAUCGAUCCACGCCCUCCCCUUCCUGCCUGUCCGUUCUCCAUUGAACUUUUUUCGUCCCGCCCGCGUCCACAGCACACACAGCACAGCACACGUCCACUUUCAACCUGGUGGUUCCGCUUCCUUCUACACCACAACGAACUGAAUUCCCCGUUUGCCUUUUGCGCCUCGACCACUUUUGCACCUUCGACCAACUUCCUUGGAUCGCAUUGCCCAUAUACCCACCAAGGAUUUUCCCCAAAUCCUCAACUUCCCCAAUCCUUCGCAAUCGACAACUUUACACAUCCCCAAUCAAUCAUCAAAAAUGGCCACCACUGCGAUGGACUACGAAAACGCCAACGGCGAUCGCUUCGAUGAGGACGCCCCUCGCUACGACCGCGACCGUAGUGCGUCGCCGCGUCGCGAUGAUGGCCACGACUCUUCGCGUCGUCGCUCCAUGUCUCCCAACGGCAACGACCGUGCUCCUGCCAAGGACGAGGGUCAGUCCAAGGGAGGUGAGGAGGAUGGUGCUCGCAACCCUGGCUCCAACCUUUUUGUCACCGGCAUUCACCCCAGACUGGAGGAGGCCGAGGUUACGCGCCUCUUCGAGAAGUACGGCGAGGUUGAGAAGUGCCAGAUCAUGAAGGACCCCCACACCGGCGAGUCUCGUGGCUUCGGUUUCGUCAAGAUGAUGACUCCUGAGCAGGCCAAUGCUGCCAAGGAGGGCCUGCAGGGCGAGGUUAUCGAGGGCAGAACUCUCAGCAUCGAGAUGGCUCGUCGCGCUCGUCCCCGUACCCCUACUCCUGGCAAGUACUUCGGUCCUCCCAAGAGAGGCGAAGGCCGCUUUGAUGACCGCAACGGUCGUCGCGGUGGCGGUUUCGGCGGCGGCUAUGGCGGUGGUCGUGAUGACUCUUACCGUGGCUACCGUGGCGGUGGUUACCGUGAUGACCGUGGCUACGACCGUGGCUACGACAGAGGCUAUGACCGCAGCGGCGGUUAUGGCGGCGGCGACCGUGGCUAUGAGCGCAACAGCUACCGUGAGGACCGUGGCUACGACCGCAGCUACCGUGGUGAGGACCGCGGCUAUGAUCGUCGUGAGCGUGGUGGCGCUGAUGAGGCCUAUGGUCGCGGUGGCGACCGUUACCGUGAUGAUCGUGGCGGCGAGCGCUAUGGUGGCAGCGGCCGCGGUGGUCCUGAUGAGCGCCGUGCUCCUGGUUACGACCGUGAUCGCGGCUACGACCGUCCCAGCGACCGUGAUGCCCGUCCUCCUCGCGACGCUGCCCCCGGUACCAGCAGCUACGGCGAGCCGGCUCCUCGUGAGGCUCGCGAGCCCUACGGUACCCGCUAGAAUCACGGUAUCUAGGUUCCACAAUCUGAUUAACACCAGGAGGCUCUGUCCUUCCAGCUUCAUCGGCAGCACAGUUUUCCUUUAGCUUGUUUCUUUCUUUUCGCUCUUGGCAUGGAAACAAAAUCGGAUAUCCUAAAAUUCGUCGGCUGGAGUUACGGCAGAUAUUUGGAGGGUAAUUGGCCCUGUCCCGGCGGUUCGCCUUGCACCAGAACGGCUACCUAGAUGAGCCACUUUGGAGGUUGCGACACUCGACAGACUUCACAUGGUAUGGGCAACAUGGUCGGUCAGCCGUUGGUCGACAUUGUCUAGGCCGUCACCCCUUCUUCCUCUUUCCACCUAUUUGGAUCAGACAACGAAGGGGAUGAAAGCCGCGCUUGUACGAUUAUUUUUCUUUCGCCUUCUUACGGCCAGCGGCAAUAUCGUGACGACUUGGCGCAUCCUAUCUCGACGGGUUUCUUUUACGUAGUCGGCAAGCAUGAUACCAGCGCAUCAACCUUUUUCAGCAUCUUAAUCGUGAACGCCAAUGCCUGAGACAUCAGUGGCAAACAUUCUUAACAAAAGGUGCAACCCCACCGGAGCAAAUCAAAAUUCGGCAUGUAAUCGUCCUCAGCCUCGCCGAGCUCCACCUCUCGCCUUGAACGUCUGCACUCGCCAUUGUUACAGCAUGCGACUUGACACCAUGUUUGAUCCGCUCGCGAUAAUCACCAUCAUGGCCCUUUGACAUCAAAGCACCGCAGCAUGGCAACCUGCUGGUGACGCCGAUUAAGUCCUUGUUGGACAUGGCAUUUCUUCAAGCACGAGGCUUCUCGUCCGAUGUGUUGUCAGUCAAGCCAAACACCCGUUCAAACGCUUUCAGGUACGUUUCCGGUCGCGAUGCGGCCCUUCUGCGUCUUUUUGGCUUCUAGCAGCUAUUCUCCAUAUCCCCCAUCAGUUUGUUACAUUUACUUUGCUUUGCUGGGUACUGCUGGAGCUCCGAUGAUUACAGGAAAAAGGCCGAUGGCAAGGCAUGCGUCACUCCUGUCGCUGCGAAUCGUUGAGUUGCUUGUUUGAAGAAGGAGACAUCGGUUACUUGCAACAGACACGUAGGCAACAGCAAAGGACCAUCACAGAAUCCAUUCGUCCAAGUCCAAGGGUCGUAGAAAGACCAGCGGUUUGGCAAACGUCUGGUGUUUUCCAAGACCCGGGAGACAGCCUCAGCGACUAUGCAACAUGCGAGUUACGAAACAUUGCGCUUGACCAAGGAUUGGCAACUGAUGGCUACACUUUCUUUCCAUAGCCGCUCUCUUUUUUUUUUUUGCAAGUUUACUUGAGUGAACGCUCUCCCGCUCUCUCAUUAUCAUUCUUCGGGAUACCACAUUGGUAUCUUCCGAUUUCUUUAUCUUCGUCGUAUGCCUUCUGCUAGACCUUAUACGAUGCCUUUGGCUCGACCUGGUAGCCAAGCGAAUUCCUCAUAAAUGGUGGUAAUCGCAGUCUAUACUUGGUAUCACUUAAAAGAUCUUUGAAGCCGGUCACGGACAGUCGACGAAGUAAAGUAAAAA
Messenger RNA from Neurospora crassa OR74A, 3176 nucleotides. RefSeq lists its product as hypothetical. Bases 616 to 1638 code for a protein of 340 amino acids. NCBI's taxonomy places the organism in Eukaryota, Fungi, Ascomycota, Sordariomycetes, Sordariales, Sordariaceae. The record is from RefSeq and is a predicted model, not a curated record. Gene Ontology annotation, cellular component: spliceosomal complex. Gene Ontology annotation, molecular function: RNA binding. The transcript has 5 exons. Gene Ontology annotation, biological process: positive regulation of mRNA splicing, via spliceosome.